This is a messenger RNA of Fraxinus pennsylvanica, 1371 nucleotides long. The record is from the annotation of a GenBank genome assembly. NCBI's taxonomy places the organism in Eukaryota, Viridiplantae, Streptophyta, Magnoliopsida, Lamiales, Oleaceae.
AUGUCACUCCAGUCGCCGCAGGUGGAUAACCUCACCCUGGACAUCGCCGUGCCGGAGGCCGAAUUCUCACAACGGGUCCGAAUCCGCUCCGUCCUGUGCCGUCCCGACGGUGAAGCAGGGCUGGCGGGCCAGACCGUCCGCAUUGGCGGAUGGGUGAAGACUGGCCGGGAGCAGGGGAAGGGCAGUUUCGCCUUUUUGGAAUUGAACGAUGGGUCCUGCCCGGGGAACUUGCAGGUAAUAGUGGACACCUCCGUUCACAAGCUCGCCGACCUGGUGCCCAUCUGCACGUGUGUCCAUGUCGAGGGCGAGCUCAAGGUUCCUCCCGAAGGCGCGAAACAGAGGAUUGAACUCAGGACCAAAUUGACUCUUGAGUUUCUGAGAGAUGUUGUGGUUCUUCGUCCCAGAACCAAUACUAUUUCUGCAAUUGCUAGAAUCCUCAAUGCUCUUGCGUACGCAACCCACACAUUCCAGGUUUUAGUACCAAAAGAGAUACAUCACACUCCUAUUAUAACAACUAGUGAUUGCGAGGGUGCUGGUGAAAUGUUUCAAGCCACAACCUUAAUUAGUGAUGUGGAGAAAUUGGAGAAGGAUUUGAAAGAGAACCCUGCUCCUUCAGAAGAUGACUUGAAGGUUGCUGAACUUGCUGUCAAAGAAAAAGGAGAAGCUGUUGCCCAACUAAAAGCAGCUAAAGCAAGUAAGCAAGAAAUUAGUGCUGCUCUUGCUGAGCUCACUAAGGCUAAAGAGAACCUAUCAAAGCUGGACGAACGAUUUAAACUUGGGGAGAGAUGUAAGCUUAGUGGUGGCAUUCCUAGGAAAGAUGGGAAGAUUGAUUAUUCAGAGGAUUUUUUCGCCCGCCAAGCAUUUUUAACUGUUUCUGGGCAACUUCAGUUUUGGAUGGUAGAGCCUGAAAUAGCCUUUGCUGAUAUAAAGGACGAUAUGAAUUGCGCAGAGGCCUAUGUGCAAUUUCUUUGUCAGUGGUUACUUGACCAUUGCUAUGAUGACAUGGAGAGUUCAUUGCCAAAGUGGGGGAAUGAUUUAGCAUCUGAACAUGAAAGGUACUUGACUGAAGAGAAAUUUAAAGCACCAGUCAUUGUGUAUAACUACCCAAAAGGAAUUAAAGCAUUUUAUAUGAAGGUUAAUAAAGACAAUAAGACAGUUGCAGCUAUGGAUGUUUGUACCGAAGCAAAGGAUAAGGUCAAUGUUGCUUGCUUCCAUCCUUCAGCAGAGGGUGGACUUGUAUAUGGAACCAAGGAAGGAAAGCUAAGGAUUCUUCGUUGUGAUCUUUCUCGUAGCUUUAAACAUGAAGGAUCUUGUUUUUCAGAUGAAAUCAUGUUUGAGAGUUAUUUAUUCUUGGGUUUCAAGCGGCCUUAG